Lepidothrix coronata (blue-crowned manakin) is the source of this 6186-nucleotide messenger RNA. It is a transcript of the gene ETS1, whose product is annotated as ETS proto-oncogene 1, transcription factor. Bases 1 to 1461 code for a protein of 486 amino acids. The transcript is spliced from 9 exons. Lineage: Eukaryota; Metazoa; Chordata; Aves; Passeriformes; Pipridae. The record is from RefSeq and is a predicted model, not a curated record. Gene Ontology annotation, biological process: cell differentiation; regulation of transcription by RNA polymerase II. Gene Ontology annotation, molecular function: sequence-specific DNA binding; DNA-binding transcription factor activity, RNA polymerase II-specific. Gene Ontology annotation, cellular component: nucleus.
AUGAUGAGUUACUACAUGGACACAACCAUCGGCAGUGCAGCCCCUUAUCCUUUGGCUCGGCCUGGAGUGAUGAAGGCGGGAGCCGCCGGUGCCUGCGAGGAUCCCUGGGUGAGCUGUGGCUUCCAGGCCUCCUGCUGCCCACCCCGGCCCUGCUGCCCGCUGUGGGACGAGCCCAGCACGCAGGAGGUGCCCACGGGGCUGGAGCACUACGGCACAGACAUGGAAUGUGCCGAUGUGCCUUUAUUAACUCCCAGCAGCAAGGAAAUGAUGUCCCAGGCAUUGAAAGCCACGUUCAGCGGCUUCGCCAAGGAGCAGCAGCGGCUGGGAAUUCCCAAAGAUCCCCAGCAGUGGACGGAGACGCACGUGCGGGACUGGGUGAUGUGGGCGGUCAACGAGUUCAGCCUCAAGGAGGUGGAUUUCCAGAAGUUCUGCAUGAAUGGAGCUGCCCUCUGUGCCCUGGGCAAGGAGUGCUUCCUGGAGCUGGCGCCUGACUUUGUGGGAGACAUCCUUUGGGAACAUCUGGAGAUCCUGCAGAAAGAAGAGGUGAAACCAUACCCAGCAAACGGAGCGAACACGACGUAUCCCGAAUCCCGCUACACCUCCGACUACUUCGUUAGUUAUGGCAUUGAACACGCCCAGUGUGUGCCUCCCUCGGAGUUCUCGGAGCCCAGCUUCAUCACAGAGUCCUACCAGACCCUGCACCCCAUCAGCUCCGAGGAGCUGCUGUCCCUCAAGUACGAGAGCGACUAUCCCUCGGUCAUCCUGCGGGACCCGCUGCCCGCGGACCCCCUGCAGACAGACUACUUCAGCAUCAAGCAGGAGGUGGUCACACCAGACAACAUGUGCAUGGGACGUGCCAGCAGAGGCAAACUGGGAGGCCAGGACUCCUUCGAGAGCAUCGAGAGCUACGACAGCUGUGACCGGCUGACGCAGUCCUGGAGCAGCCAGUCCUCCUUCCAGAGCCUGCAGCGCGUCCCGUCCUACGACAGCUUCGACUCCGAGGACUAUCCCGCCACCCUGCCCAGCCACAAGCCCAAGGGCACCUUCAAGGACUAUGUUCGGGAUCGGGCCGACAUGAACAAGGACAAGCCCGUCAUUCCUGCUGCUGCCCUGGCUGGAUACACAGGCAGUGGACCCAUCCAACUGUGGCAAUUCCUGCUGGAACUGCUCACUGACAAGUCCUGUCAGUCCUUCAUCAGCUGGACGGGCGAUGGCUGGGAAUUCAAACUCUCCGACCCAGACGAGGUGGCCAGGAGAUGGGGCAAGAGGAAAAACAAGCCCAAGAUGAACUACGAGAAGCUGAGCCGGGGGCUGCGUUAUUACUACGACAAGAACAUCAUCCACAAGACGGCGGGGAAGCGCUACGUGUACCGCUUCGUGUGCGACCUGCAGAGCCUGCUGGGCUACACCCCCGAGGAGCUGCACGCCAUGCUGGACGUCAAACCCGAUGCUGACGAGUGAAGAGGACCCAGGGCCACCCCCUGUCCUCCUGGAGAGCCUUUGGGACUGUGUUGGUGCAUUUUUUCCCCGCAUUUUUUGCUGUUCCUUUUGCCGUUCGUUACGUUGUGUUUUUUUCGGGAGCGACUCGGAUUUGAUGCUUUGAGGGGGUCAGGUGGAGGAAGAGGCAAACUUUUGGCCAAAGUUUGGUUCAGAGUUAGGAUGGGCUUUGUGGUUGUUUCCUGCAAGCUCCAAGACAGGCUUUUUUGGGGGCAAAAUUCUCUCCGUUCGUUACAUUGUUUUUUUUUUUCAAGAGCGACUCAGAUUUGAUGCUUUGAGGGUGUUGGGGGAGAGGGUGGAGGAAGAGCCAAAUUUUGGCCAUUUUGGUUCAGAGAAGGAUGGGCUUUAUGGUUGUUUCCUGCAAGCUCCAAGACAGGCUGUUUUGGGGUGAAAUUCUGAGUUUAAGAAAGCCAGAAAAAUGUAGCUCAUUUAAAAAAACCAACAACCCCCUCCCCACCCUUUGCUGUUUAGAAAAAAUAUGAUGAAAUGGAUCCCUGUGGUUGUUCACCCAAACUGACAGUUCAAGAAAUGACAAUAUUCCCGAGGAUUUCGGGAUUUUCAACUUUUUUUGGGGGGGUUGGGGAGGGGAAAAACCAACUGGGUGAAUAUUCCUGCUUCGGGGAGGGGCAAUAUAGGAAAAACACAAGAAUUGUUGUUCUUGUUCCAUCACUUUUCUGUCCAUUGUCUUCUUUUCUACAAGAGACAGAUUUUUUUUUUUUCCUAGGAGGGAUCAAGACUAUUUUUUAUUUUUUAUUUUUUAACUUGUUAAAGUUUUAUUUUAUUAAAUUUUGUGCCAGUAUUUGGUUGUUUUUUUUAUUUUUUUUUAAAUAGUCUUAAGCUCUAAGAUGGUCUCAGUAUUGCAAUAUUGUGUGUGUUUGUUUCUGUUAUGCCAGCAGAGAAUUUUAUCACAGUGAGGAAAAGGAGAAAAAAAAAUAGAAUUUAGUUUAUGUAGACCCCACUGGAGAAUUGGAACGUUGCAACUUGGAUGUGAAGGAAAAUUAACUCCAAACUGGCUCCUGGUGAUGCUGGCUGGGUGUGCCACCCUCAUUUCCAGUCCCACACUCUGUGCUGAUAAAGCUGGUUGAAAUAUCUCCUUUUGUGGUUGGUUUUUUUUUUUUUUUUUUUUUCCUGGCUGCACAAAGCCUCUCAAGAUUUCUAUGGAAAAUGUCUUUUUUUUGUGUUUUCCAAAUAAUUUCUUUGCUCAAGGAUCACUUUGGUGCUUACAGAAAAUUAGGCUUGUUUGGUUUUUUAUUCCAACAGGGAGAAAUUCCCGUGUUUUCCAGGUGACAGAUGGAAAACACAGCAGUGAACUGAGGGGAAAAAUCAGGAAAAAGUUAAAAACCCAAAGGGAAAUGUUUUUUCUUUCCUUUUGUGACCAGCUCUGUCUUUAGUGCUGUGUGUGUUGACCUGCCUGGGCACAGGAGGGGGAAAAUUAUCCCUGCAAAUAGGCUUUUUAUGGCUUUUUGGAGCCCAACCCUAGCAAGUGUGAGGGACAGGAGGCAAACCUGGGGCAAACACGAGGUCUUGUGCUCAGGGGAGAUGGUUUUGGGAUCAAUCCCGGUGGGAGCUGCUCGUGGGAUCAAUCCUAGUGGGAGCUGCUCCCUCUGCCCUCCAAACCUUUGCUGCAGCUGGUUUUUGUUUGGAGGGGUCAAUCCUGCUGUGCCAAGCACUUCUGGGAUGCUCUGGGAUGCCUUAGAGGAUCAGUGAGUGUUCCCAUAUCCAAGUCCAACCUCAAAGCUGGAUCCAUGAGGAUCUGGCUGCCCACUGGAGUCUUUCCCCCCCCAGGCCUUUGCAUUCCAAGCCAGUGUUACGUGUUUGAACCAAAAGUACCUUCUUUUCAUGUUGUUUUGUCAGUCUGUGUGUUUUAGGGCAUGGAGGUCAUUCCAGGGGCACUGUGGGACACCAGUGGGGUCAGAGGCUUUCCAGGGAUGGGGGUGGGCAAUGCCUGCCUGGUCCCAAAGGAUCAGCUUGGAAGGACAGGACACUGAGUGUAAAGAGCCAAAAUAUUCAGGCACUUCCCCCCUGAGCAGGGGCAGGGCUGGAGGGGGAGCCCAAUCCCAAGGUGAUGCUCAGAGGUCCUGGACCCUCAUCCAUUUCCUCUGGAGCACCUUGGGAUCCUAAAAUUGGUCAUUUUAGGGCAGGUCAGCCCCAAAAUUGCUGCUGCUUGAAAAGAAAAUGCUGGUGGAGGGGAUGGGAGUGGCCAAGAGGGAGCUCCAGCCCAGGGGGGGUUGGGCAGGGAGGUUGUUACACCGUUGGCUCAUGGCUGGGGGUUGUCCCCCUGAGCCCACGGGAGGAAAAGGUGGGAUGGAUGGAAAGGAGGGAAGAGGGGAUGGCUGGAGGGUGAAGGGAACACGCCCCAAAGGAGGAAAGGGAUGCUGCCCACUGGGAAGUCAAGCCCUGGCUCAUCUUUUGGGCACACAGGGAGGGUGGGGAAAGCAGAGGAGAGGAAAAUUGGGAUGUCGUGGCUGAGUCCCCUCCAUCAGUGAGGCACCAGGGCAGAGCUCCACUGUGUCCUCUGAGCAGCUGGAAAGGGACAUGGGAGAUGGGAGCACACAGAGGGCACAGGGGAGCAGCUGGUACAGGGCAUCCCAGCAGGACACUCCGUGUGGGUUGGAUUUCCAGCAGUUGGAGGGGUUUGGGGGAUGUUCAGGGUCCUGUCUUGCUGCAAAUCCCCAGCAUGGGUCACUUAGAACCCCCUUACACCCACAGAAGGGUGCCGGGCACUCCAGCUCCUGCCCUGGCACCGUGCCCUGUCCCAGGACAUCCCUCCUGCUUUGCUGGGUUGCUCCACUGCAGCUGAAGUGCCUUUUGCAAGCAAAAAACUGGGAUAAAAUUUCCCUCCAGUAGAAGGAAGUGCAGGUUCAGGUACAACCCCAUUGUCCUGCCAGUCUAAAUCCCACUUCCACCCCUCCAUGCUUAUUAUUCCAGGUUUCCAAGCUGUGUUCCCAGUGACUUUGGGGAGUUGGUUUAGAGGUUGGAAAGGGUGAGCCAUGGGAGCAGCUCUGGUUUUCGGAAGCAGCCCCUGGCUGGAGUUUCUCCAUCGUUUCUCCAAGCCAUCCCAUGCCAGGGACACCAGGGCCAUCAUUUUCUCUUUUCCUUUCCUUUUCAUUCCCCCUCCAGGGACCAUCCCCGAGAUGUUUGCUGUUUAUACACUGGAAAUUUGCAGAUUUGUCUUUGUUUCUUUUGAUUUUGUUCCUUUUUCCUUCUCCUCCUGCCUUCCCUGCUGGCCUUUGGUGAGGGCUGUGCUGGACCAGCCUUGCUCAGCCCAGACCCUCUGACCUCCUGGCCUCCAGCUCCGUGGAAAUUUGGGAUCCCACCUGUGCUGGGAUAUCCAGAAGGCUGGAUUGGAGGGGGAUGAUGAGCUGGGACUCACCCCUGGGCUGGUUUCUCUGUGUGGGGGUGAAUUCCACCCCCAUGGCCAUUGGAAAUCGGGUGGGUUUGCCUUGUUUUGGGAUGUCUCAGGUGCUUUGGGGUUUUUUUGGGAAUAUUUUCUGUGUCCUGCUCAUUUUCUACUCUUCUCCAUGUGGUUGAUGUCCCUUGGUCCCUCUGGCAGAGCCUGAGCCCUUCUUUACAAACAGCUCUCGGGGGCCUCAAUAGUCGAUAUUUGGGACCAAAAAAGAGGGGAAAAAAACCCAAUAAUGAUAAAAAACACAAGCACUUUUCUGCUGCCCAUCUCUCUCCAUCCCCAUGUAUGGGACCACCAUAAUCCUUGGACAUUCCUGUGUGUCCAGGUGUAAAUCCAUGUUAUUCCCACACAUCCUCAUCCAGUCGUGAUCGUUCAGGUGGAGAAAGAACCAAAAAAGAAAAGACAAAAUGAGAUUUAACCUCCUCACGUUUUCCAAACCAACUCCUCCUCCAAAAAAAGGGUCCCAGAAAUCCCCAGGAAAUCCAGGAAUCACCUCCAUCUUAUGCUUUUUGCUCUUUUUGGAGGGGCUUUCUCCCAGAUUUUAGGGCUUGAUUGCUUAUUCCAUUGGAAAAUUGGGAUGCCUUGGCGUGCUCUGCUCUCUGGUAGGGUCUAUAUGAUACCCCUGAGCUGUUGUCUACAUUCCAAAGAGGUUUAAAUAAAUGAUAAAUCUAUGUAUACAUAUAUGUUAUAAUGGAAUAUCUCCAGGAAUUAACUGCCUCAGUAAAAAAAAAAAAAAAAAAGAAAAAAAAAAGGAAAAAAAGGAAAAAAAAGUCUUUUUUUUGGUUUUAUUUUGUUUUUACGCAUUUUUUUUAAGCUGAUAAACAGAGAAGAAGAAGAAGAAGAAAAAAAAAGAGAUUGUUAUAUUGUGCUGUUCGACUAUUUUCCAACUUGUAUUUUCAUAUAAUUUAUAUUUUUUAAAAGUGGGGCGGGGAAAAAAAAAAGAAGUUUAAAAGUGAGAUUUAACAAAAAAAAAAAAAAAAAAAAAAAGGAAAAAGCAGGUGCUUUUUAAAAAAAAACCCCUGAGCUGAGGUAGCUUAGAGAUGUAGCGACGUGUGUGUGUGUGUCUGUGUGGUGUGGUUUGGUCUGUUUUGGUCUUUUGUUUUUAAAGGAUACAAAAUGAAAAAGAAAUCCCUCCUGCAUUGAACUGUUAAGGAAGGGGGGAUUGGUUCUGUUUGAAUUGCUGAUGCUGGCACAUCAUUUUGCUGGAGAGUUUUUUAUAUACUGUAGCCUUAUUUCAUAUCGUAUUUUAAACCAUGUGAAAUUAAAAGAAGAAUAAUUCCUAA